Molecule: messenger RNA, 4116 nt
Organism: Danio aesculapii
Lineage: Eukaryota; Metazoa; Chordata; Actinopteri; Cypriniformes; Danionidae
Product: E3 ubiquitin-protein ligase RNF123
Exons: 39
Coding region: 111-4010 (1299 amino acids)
Cellular component (GO): cytoplasm
Molecular function (GO): ubiquitin-protein transferase activity; protein binding
Source: RefSeq, a predicted model, not a curated record
GUUAAAGGCAGAGACUGUAGUAGUCACAUUUAAAGAGAAGAAAAUAACAAAAUCCGCUGAUUACACAUAAACACAACACACCAAACCAAUUUGAUCUGUCCCGUGGCAGAAUGAGCUCAAAGGGAGGCACAGCCCUGACCCGACGCAACUAUCGCCUGGCCUCAGACACAGACAAACCCAAAGUCACAGGUAUCGUCAAUGAGAAGCUGCUGAGCGACUAUCUGCAUCAUGUGUUUCCCGCCUCCAGUAAGCAGGGACCGGCAUCCGCAGCGUACAGGAAAACUUUGACGUUACAGGAUCUUGGAGCUCACCUGGAGAAGCUGCUGGCUGAAGAUAAUGUCACUGAAGACGUCAGAGAUCCGACAGAAGGCAGCCUUGGACCUUCAACUGUUGUCCUGGAUCACAGCAGUGGGUUUGAAGGCCUGUUAUUUGUUGAUGAUGACCUUUUGGGGGUCAUCGGCCACAGUAACUUCAGCUCCAUCAGAGCCACCACGUGCGUUUAUAAAGGGAAAUGGGUGUACGAAGUUCUCAUCUCAUCCCAAGGCCUAAUGCAGAUCGGAUGGUGCACACUAAACUGCAGAUUCAACCAAGAGGAAGGUGUUGGGGACACGCCAGACUCGUACGCCUAUGAUGGAAACAGAGUCCGCAAGUGGAAUGUGACAACCACCAACUAUGGCAAGUCGUGGGCUGCUGGGGAUAUCGUCAGCUGUCUGAUAGAUCUGGAUGAGGGAACCAUUACGUUUUGUCUAAAUGGACAGUCUCUCGGUGUUGCGUUCAGCAAUAUUAAGACGGGCCCGGGGGUUGCAUACUUCCCUGCCAUCAGUCUUUCCUUCAAAGAGUCCGUAGCUUUUAACUUCGGCAGCCGUCCUCUCAGGUACCCUGUGGAAGGCUACCUUCCUCUACAGAGCCCACCAACAGCUGACCUCAUCAAAGCCCACAGGCUUCUGGGAUACCUCAAGACAGUCCUGUCCACCUCCAUCGACACGCAGGAGGAGAAGCUUGUGGAGAAAGACAGCAGCGUCUGGCAGCUUCACGGAGAUCCCACAAUCCUGGUCACUCUCGCUCACAUAUUCAACCACUUUGCGCCUCUCAUGUGUAAAGUGUAUCUGGUGGAGGACGUGCUGAUGAACUUUCUGCUGAGUAUUCUGGAGGGUGGAGGAUCUGUCGAUGAACAUCCUCUCAUACAGCAACUGCUGGAUCUUUUCUGGCUGCUCAUGGAGGACUACGAGGUGCGAGAGUGCCUGAAACAGCUGAUGAUGUCACUGCUCAGAGCGUAUCGCUUCUCUCCCAUCAUCCCUGAUCUGGGCUUUCAGAUUCAUUACCUUCGUCUGACCACCGCUAUACUGCGCCAUGAGAAGUCCAGGAAGUACCUGCUCAGCAAUGUUCUGUUUGAUGUGCUGCGCUCUGUGGUUUUCUUCUACAUCAAGACCCCUCUGAGAGUGAAGGAGGCCGGACUGGAGGAGCUCAUCCCAACCACCUGGUGGCCAACGCGCUUCGACAAAGAGGGCAAAGAUGAGAGAGACCCGCGCGAGGAGACUGCAGACGAGAGACUGAGGCGGCGAGCGUACGAGAGAGGCUGUCAGCGGCUGAAGAAGAGGAUUGAGGUUGUGGAGGAGCUGCAGGUUCAGAUCUUGAGGUUGAUGCUCAACAACAAAGACAAAGGGACGGGCGAAGCGUCGCGGUACAUUUUCCUCAACAAGUUUCGCAAGUUUCUUCAGGAAAAUGCAAGCAACCGAGGGAACCCAACAGUGUUGUGUCCUCCUGAAUAUAUGGUGUGUUUCUUGCAUCGCCUCAUCACCGCCAUCCGCAGCUACUGGGACGAAGGCAAGAGGAAAAGCCCAGGAUCCAUCAGCAGUGAAGACGCCUACGUUCCUCCUCAGCUCUUCUACAAUGGGAAGGUGGAUUAUUUCGACCUUCAGCGUCUGGGCGGACUGCUCUCACAUUUAAAGAAAACACUCAAAGAUGAUUUGGCAGCAAAGGCCAACAUCAUCAUAGACCCGGCAGAGAUCCAGGCUGUUUCUAUGGAUGACUUGGAUGAAAAUGAGGAAACUGGAGCUGGACAGAGACCAUCUGGCGCUGUGGCCAUGGGCGGUGCUCUGGCGCGACCCAGUUGGCUGAGUUCUCCAACGCUGGGCAGAGCCAACCGGUUCCUGAGCACUGCCGCCGUCAGCCUGAUGACCCCGCGGAGACCCCUCGCCCCACCAGAGAAGGUCAAAGUGCGGACCCUCGCCGUAGAGCAACGGACAGAGGAGGACAUCGAGGGAAGCCAUGGAAACGAUGGGCUGUUGCUGGGGCGACCGUUCGAGGAGCCCGACCAGCCAAUCACAGAGAAGUCCCUGCUGGAGAUCCUGGACGGGGUGGUGAUGAUGUACAAUCUGAGCGUCCAUCAGCAGCUCGGCAAGAUGGUGGUGGUUUCUGAUGAUGUUCACGAAUACGCCGUCGCCCUGAAGGACACAGAGGAGAAGAUCGCAAGAUGCCCGAGCAGAAGGCCGGAUAUCCUCGAAGAGCUGCAAAAGAGCCAAAAGGUGUUCGCAGAAAAGCUGAACCACCUGAGUCGUAGGUUGGCCUGGAUCAACGCCACCAUCUACUCCAAGGAGAAGAUGCUGGAUGUGUACUGGCUCCUGAGAGUGUGUAUUCAGACCAUCGAGCAUUCUGACAGCACCGGCUCUCUGUUCGCCUUCAUGCCUGAGUUCUACCUCAAUGUGGCCAUGAACAGCUACAGCGCCCUCAAGAACUACUUCAGCCCCUCCAACUGCAUGGAGGAACUGCCAGGUUAUGAGGACACACUCAUCCAGCUCGCAGCCAUUCUCGCCAAACACUUCGCUGAUCCGCGCAUCGUCGGCACGGAUAUCAAAGAUUCACUGAUGCAGGCUUUGGCCAGUUACGUGUGUUACCCACAGUCCCUGCGGGCCGUCGAGAGGAUCCCAGAAGAACAGCGGAUGGCUAUGAUGAAAAACUUGCUGGCUCCAUAUGAGCAGCGACCCUGGGCUCAAACCAACUGGAUCCUGGUCCGUCUUUGGAGGGGUUGUGGCUUCGGCUACAGGUACACUCGUCUUCCUCAUCUGCUGAAGACCAAACCCGAGGACGCCAACCUACCCAGCCUGCAAAAGCCCUGUCCAUCACUUCUGCUGCAGAGGCACAUGGCUGAACUCCUCUGUCAAGAUAAAGACAUGGCUGCCAGUUUCCUCAAUAGCGUCUUAAACCAGCUCAACUGGGCCUUCUCUGAAUUCAUCGGCAUGAUACAGGAGAUCCAACAGGCAGCCGAGCGUCCAGAGAGGAAUUUCGUGGACACCCGGCAGCUAAAGGUGUGCUCGACCUGUUUUGACCUCUCUGUCAGUCUGCUGCGGGUCCUGGAAAUGACCAUCACACUAGUGCCGGAAAUAUUCCUGGACUGGACCCGCCCCUCCGCCGAGCUGCUGCUGCGCCGAUUGGCUCAGCUCCUGAACCAGGUGUUAAAUCGAGUUACGGCAGAAAGAAACCUCUUUGACAGGGUGGUCAACUUGCGCCUUCCAGGCCUGGAGAGUGUCGAUCAUUAUCCCAUCCUGGUGGCGGUUACAGGGAUAUUAGUGCGCAUUUUGGUGGACUCCAACAAACAAGGGGUCUCGAGGGCCGCGUCUGUGCUGCUGUCGGACCCCUGUUUCCAGCUGCGCUCCAUCCAGUACCUGCUGGGAGAAGGAGAGAGCGGAUCCUCCACCGUCGCCGACCGCAAACACUUCUCCCUGCACACAUAUACAGACUACAUCAGCACGGAGGAGGAGCAGAAGGUUGAACAGAUGCUAACUUUCCUGACGGAGGAGUCCAAACAGGCGGCAGCCAGUACAGCGCCGACCAGCGAGGACGAUCUCUGCCCGAUCUGCUAUGCACACUCCAUAUCAGCCAUUUUCAAGCCCUGCUCCCACAAAUCCUGCAAGGCCUGCAUCAAUCAGCACUUGAUGAAUAACAAGGACUGCUUCUUCUGCAAGGCCACCAUCACUGGAGUGGAUGAUUACACCAAACCAUCCGGCUCUUAGUAUGCCCUUCACACACACUCAACAUUUAGAUCUACACUUUCCCCCAAAGACUUCACCUUAAAAACACACACGCACAUAUAUCUCUGUCUCUAUAUAUAUAUAUAUA